GACGACGCAUGGGCCAAGUGCGAUGAGAUUUUUGAACUCUGGAAAAACAAAAUCUUCGAACAUGACGUUCUCCGAGACAUAGGUCGUUUUGUUGACAAGCAUAGAGGAGGGGUUCCAGAGCAGCUUUUCGGCCCAGAGCGAGGAUCGUUCCAUUUUUGGUUUCAGAUGCAAUUCAGCGAUGAAGGCUCAGCCGUAAUACGGUUUCCUUGCCCUGGUGCUUCCAUGUUCCCAGAGGAGAAGGUGAAGCGCGAGGUCGCGGUGAUAGAGUACCUAGAAUAUUUUACCAACCUGCGCGUCCCUCACGUUCUGCAUUACGGGAUGACCGAAGAGAGCCCCAGGGGCCUGGGGCCCUUCAUCAUCAUGGAACACACCAGCAACGAGGGCGACUUCAUCGAUGCGAUCAAUAUCCCCGGUCGGUCGCGCGACGAGCGCGCGAUCUUGGACCCCAAUGUCUCGCAAGAGAGACUCGAAUUGGUUUACAGCCAGAUGGCAGACAUCAUGCUUCAGCUCUCCAAGCAAUCGUUCACCGAGAUCGGCUGCAUCGGCAAGGCCAAUGAGGGCGACAAAUUCGAUGAUCGCUGGGUGGUCAAGCACCGUUCGCUGACCUUCAACAUGAAUGAGACGGUUCUACCGACGUUUAUCCAAGUGCUGCAGGAACGGGAGCAAGCGGCCAUUGACCGCGGCACGCUCACAGAGGCCGACCGACUGUCCGGCCACAUGCUGGAUAGUUGGCAUAGCGGGGACUUUUGGUUGAACUACGCGGCCAGGAAGAGUUGGGCGUUCGAUAUGAUCUACUGGGUCAAGAUUGACAGGCGAUUCUUUGGGGAUGGAGAUCUUGAUAGCCGACUCCAGCUCCUGACUCCGGAGGAUCGAGAACAGAUGGAGGUCUUGAGUCCGGAGAAACAGGGGGAUUGA
Aspergillus homomorphus CBS 101889 is the source of this 915-nucleotide messenger RNA. RefSeq lists its product as uncharacterized. The transcript has a single exon. The record is from RefSeq and is a predicted model, not a curated record. Lineage: Eukaryota; Fungi; Ascomycota; Eurotiomycetes; Eurotiales; Aspergillaceae. The annotation marks the transcript as partial.